This is a messenger RNA of Chelonoidis abingdonii (Abingdon island giant tortoise), 3459 nucleotides long. Its product is annotated as deubiquitinase DESI2-like. Lineage: Eukaryota; Metazoa; Chordata; Testudines; Testudinidae. The record is from RefSeq and is a predicted model, not a curated record. Gene Ontology annotation, molecular function: deubiquitinase activity. Gene Ontology annotation, biological process: protein deubiquitination.
GCGCCGCGCCCGGCCCAGGUGGGAGCGGUGACCCCGGGAGGAUGAUGGCAGCGAUCUGGACCUGAUUCCACCCGCGCCGGCCCAGCGAUGGGGAGCUGACCUGCCUUCCUCGGCGGUGCUGCCACCUAUUCGGAUGCUCCAUUUGAAAGCCUGCUUUGCCUGGGAGGCUUCCCCUCGUUCACUGAUUCACCCCCCGCCUCCCCAUGUUUUCUGGAGACAGGGGGCUGAUCGCUGUGCGAAGAGCCCGCUCCGGCUGUCGGCUGGAUUGGCAGUUACAAGGCUGGAGGGUGCCUGGGCAGUGUAUUGUACCAAUGCAGCAACCCUGAUGAGCGACAGCGUUAGAAGGAACCCCAGGAUUGACUCCGCUGUUGGGGGGUGAAAAAACACCCCCCCAACUUUGGCAUCCAGGAAAAGCUUGUCCCCUCUAUCCCACACCAGCCAAGCUGCUUUCUUCCGCGACCACAGAAAGAAAUUUCCCGUCCUAUGUAGCUGAGGGUAAAAGCGUACCCUGGGGUCAGCGCCACAUCUGGCAGGGAUCUGGGGGUUUAAAUCCAGUGUCCGCCGCAAUCAACAAUGGCAAAUGAAGCGGUGAUUCUGAAUGUGUAUGAUAUGUACUGGAUAAAUGAAUACACCUCUACCUUGGGGAUUGGGGUCUUCCACUCCGGCAUCGAGAUCUACGGCAGAGAGUUUGCCUAUGGAGGGCAUCCUUAUCCUUUCAGUGGGAUUUUCGAGAUCACACCUGGCAGUGCGGUAGAGCUUGGCGAGACCUUUAAGUUCAAAGAGUCCGUUGCCUUGGGCACCACUGACUUCACAGAAGAGGAUGUGGAUAAGAUUAUGGAGGAGCUGGGCAAGGAGUACAAGGGCAAUGCAUACCAUCUUAUGCACAAGAACUGUAAUCACUUCUCCACUACUCUAGCAGAGAUCCUGUGUGGGAAGGAGAUCCCCCGUUGGGUGAAUCGCCUAGCCUACUUCAGCUCGUGCAUCCCUUUCCUCCAAAGCUGCCUCCCCAAGGAGUGGCUGACCCCAGCAGCCUUGCAGAGCCACAUCAACCUCGGCCUCCAAAAGGAAGAGCAGGGAGACAUGACAGAUGAAGAGUCCCCAUCCACUUCUGCGGCUGCCUCAGCCUCAGGCACCUCGCGAACCUGUAGGCAUACCCGGGUCUAAGUUGUGCCCAACAUUCUCCCUUUUCUCACACUCUGGGUUUCUUCUAUUUCUUUCUAAUUUCCUCUCUUACAGCACCUUUCUUUCUCCUUUUCUUCGCCCAAGAACAUUGGGGGAAACCCACUUUAAUGAGAAGACGAGUUCCUGAUCCUUCUUGAAGGGUUGUCACUACUGUUGCUUGGCAAAAUGAUGCUGAACUAUAGCAUUGUACUGAUGAGCGUGGUGGCUAACCUGGAUUCUCCUCCUAAGGCCCCCCGUGCUCCUUGAUCCACAGAGAACUGUUGACUUUCUGGGCACGAGAGCAUGGGACUGGAGGGGAACCAUACUGUGAAGUUCCUUGGCUGGAACUGUUUUUAUUCUUUUAUCUCCCCCCCUCUCUCCUCUCCAGUUCUGUCAAGGCUGCCCCCCACCUACAGCAUUCCUCCUGGACGUACCAAAUGAAGGAAGCAGAACCUCAGCUUGACUUUCUCAUCUCUAAGACCAGCAACAAGGUCCUACCGAUCUUCUUUUUUGUAAUUACCAGGUUUCUAAAUCAUUCUAAGGACAAGUGAAAGGUACUGCUGUUCUACGACCACCAGUUUUCCGUGUUAGAAUUUAAGAGAUCAGAGGACUGCCCUCCCCCCAACAACAAUACCAAAUUUACCUAGAAAACAAAUGUGUAAUGGUGAUUUUUAUUUGGUUACAACAGGGGGUGGGGGCUCAUGCUUGGGGGUAGCUACUAAGUAGAUGCAGGAGUGGCCUCUGGUGGAUUGGUUCUCUUAGUUCCCCUACCCAAGUCACCAGUUUUGCAUCCCUUGUUUGCUGUUUCCCUUCCUUUUCAGUGGGGUGUUAAAUCUGUCUUCUGGCUGGCUAGCCAGCUGCCUCUGGCACCAUGUGUUUUGGGGAGGGACUUUUGGAGUGAGAGGGUGGUGAGAGGGAAUCCCUUGGGCAGAUUACUGUUUCCUGCAGUCUUUCUUCCCAGGACCACAGAACCCAACAUAUGGGUCCCUUGGCAGCCAUCUACCCAGUCUAAAUUUAAAGCCAAGCCAGGAAGGCGAAAACUAUCUAGACGGAGAAUAAAUCAGAAGAAUUGACAUUAGUUCCCCUGCCUCAGAGACUGUUUUGGGAGGGAGAGGGCAGCUUAGAAUCCUAUCAGGAAGCAGAGGAUGCUGCACCAUGUACAUCCCCGUGGAAUCUUUUGUUACAUAAUACUCUCUUUAUUUCAGUCGUUUCAGAUAGAAAAGGGCAAGGCUGGUUGACUAACCACCCCAACAUUGGUUCAUAGAUGUAUUAAGCCCAUGGUGAUGGUUUCUGUGGUGGAGGGAAGGUGGAAAAGGGAGCAGGUACGCCAAUUCCAUUAUUCAAUCACCUGACCAGGAAUUAUGUUCAAAGACUACACCAGCAUGGAAAAGGAAAAUCUAGGCCCCUCUCUCCCCACCAGCUAUGCAGAAGAGGAAGACAAAAUAGCCUGAGGAUGCAUGUGUAAUGUAUUGACUUAGGGCCUGAUCCUUGGAAGUGCUGCGCAUCAGCCGCUCCAGUUGAAGACAGGAGGAGCUCUGGGUGCUCAGUGCCUUUGAAAAUCAGGCUGUUAAUGUGGAUAAUACUGUCUCCUGCUGGUGGUCAGCCACAGUGAGAAUAACAGCCUGCUAAUUUCAACCAGCUAUGCAAGGUACUCCAUUAUCUCAAGUUUAUAGAAACUGUGGGCUUGGUAUUGAAAGUCCUGGGUUUGAUCCCCACUGAUAUGCUUAGUGUCUGUACAUACAUGGCCUCAGUUUGCUACGUGUGUGUAUCUAUAUGCCCAGAGAGAUGAAGGAAUAAUUAGAACCCUGUGAAGAGGUUGGGACAACUGCUGCAUUCUUGGCAUGGUAGCAGACUCUAGGGGCUUUUGAUGGCCAGAAAUUCCAUCCUUACAGUAUGGUCUAACCGCAUCCCCUUACAAUGAUGCACAUGUAUACAAUGAAACUUUUACAAUAUGCUUCUAAUGUUUCAUAAUCUCUACAAUGAAUAUUAAAGAGCUGUAGUUCCUAGUAUCCCUGCCCAGAUCCAAAGUCACAUUCUCUGUUAACAUUGGCUACCCCUGGCUGGUACCCACAAUCAGUACCGCCUUGUCAAUUAUUCCACUGCUCUUGGCAUAGCUACCCAGAACCAGCACCACACUCUAUUAUCCUGGGUUCCUGGUGUAGUUGGAUAGAGCCAGCAUCACAUUCUCUAUUACCCUGGUUUGUUCCAUGAUGAUUUACUAGGAUCAGCAUCAUAUUCUCCAUCAGGGCCGGCUCCAGGCACCAGCGCAGGAAGCAGGUGCUUGGGGCAGCCAAUAGG